AUGAAUUUGUUUUUCAUACACGUUUUAGCUUGCUAUCGUCGUGUCGUUUCCGGUAAAAGGUUACACGAAAGGUUUAUACGUCAUUCUCUUCCUUGUAAUAGUUUAGAAGCUUGUCAACAUCAAUGUUCUAUUGAAAAACGUUUCGAUUGUCAAGGAUUUAAUAUUAGGUUGGAUCUGGAAGGAGUUGGAAGAGGAAUAUGCGAAUUAUCAUCUUUUACCGUUGGAAAUUUAGAUCAAUAUGGAGAUUUUGUUUACGAUCCAGAAUUUGCUUAUUAUGAACGUUUAUAUGGUAUCGAUUCUCCUAAUUGUGGAUUACUUUAUCAUAAUAUAGGAAGAAACGAAGUAGUACCUAAUCAUCAAAGAGUGUUUGGUGGACCGUAUUAUGGUGGUGACUCAUAUGGACCAUGGAGCACUGGUUUUGGAACAACAAAUUACGGUCCAUGGGGUGAUCACGGAUAUGGAAGCGGAUUUUAUGUUUCGAAUAAUCCUUCUAGAGGACCAACACCAUCUUUCCAACCCGAGUUUUUCUAUUCCGAUAAACCGUACGGCAGACCUUACGGAUAUGGAGAUGGUUCAGGUGGUUAUGGAGGAAUUUCUGUAGGUUACAAUUUAGGCCCGAGCAAUUACGGAAGAGGUCCCUUUAAUUAUGGAGGAAGUCCUGGGAGCACUAGUGGCGGUCCCGGUAGUUAUGAAGGAGGAUUAAGCGGACCAGGUAGAGGACAAAAUAAUUACCCGAGUGGUCCUGGUAUCACUAAUGGAGGAUCCGGUAGUUAUGGAGGAGGACCGGGUGGCCCGUACAGAGGGCCAGAUAAUUAUUCAGGAGGGUCAGGAGGGUCGAACAGAGGUCCUGACAAUUAUUCAGGCGGUCCCGGUGACACUAACCGAGGUUCGAGUUAUGGAGGAGGAUCAAGUGGUCCUGGUAGAGGCCCUGAUAAUUAUCCAGGAGGACCGGGAGGCCUUAACAGAGGUCCCGACUAUUAUCCAGGCGGCCCUAGUAGUUCUAAUGGAGGUCCCAAUAAUUAUGGAGGCGGAUCGAGUGGUCCAAGGGGAGGAGCAAAUAAUUAUCAAGGCGGGUCUGGAAAUUAUCCAGGAGGAUCGGGUGGCCCGAUCAGAGGCCCAGGAAAUUAUCCAAGUGGUCCUGGUGGUACUAACAGGGAUCCAGGCAGUUAUGGAGGAUCGGGUGGCCCGAUCAGAGGUCCAGAAAAUUACCCAGGCGGUCCUGGUGGCAUCAACAGAGGUCCAGGCAAUUAUGGAGGAGGAUCGGAUGGCUCGUACAGAGGGCCAGAUAAUUAUUCAGGAGGGCCAGGAGGGCCAAACACAGGUCCAGGUAGUUAUGGGGGAGGGUCGGGUGGCCCAAGCAGAGGUCCUGACAUUUACUCAGGAGGAUCAGGUUCAAACAGAGGUCCAGAUAAUUAUCAAGGUGGUUCUAAUAAUUAUCGAGGAGGAUCAGGUGGCCCAAACGGAGGCCCGGACAAUUACUCAAGUGGGCCUGGUGGCAUUAACCGAGGUUCGGGCAGUUACGGAGGAGGAUCAAGCGGUAGCAGAGGUCCCGAUAAUUAUCCAGGUAGUCCUGGCGCCACUAACGGUGAUUCAGGUAAUUAUAGAGGAGGGUCGGGUCCAUACAGAGGACCGGAUAAUUAUUCAGGAGGAUCGGGCCCCUACAGAAGUCCUGACAAUUACUCUGGAGGAUCGGGAGGUUCAAGAAGAGGUCCAGACAAUUAUCCAAGAGGACCCGAUAGUCCAAAUCGAGGUCCUGAUAGUUACCGAAGGGGACCGGGUGGUCCAGGCGGAACCUCAGAUAAUUACCCAAGCGAUCCCAGUGGUAACAACAGAGGUCCAGGUUUCGGUGGUUACAGAGGAGACUCAGGUGAUCCGAAUAGGAAUCCGAACUAUUAUGCAGGAGAUUCUAAUAGGUAUGGAAUCCCUAAUCCUUAUGGAACGCCCGGUAACUACGGAGGCUCUGGUGGUUACGGUGGAGGUUUUACUAACUACAGAGGAGGUCCUGUUAUUUACGGAGGAACAGGCGGUUCAGGAAAUGGCCCUAAUAAUUUCGAAGGUCCUAAUCGAAAUUUUGGUGUUUAUGGUGGUGUUUCAAUAGGAAGUUCUAGUAAUUAUGGAAAUGGGUUUGGCACCUACGGAGAAAUCACUGGUGGAUUUAGAAGAAACGGGUACGAUUCAAGAAAUUCUGGUAAAGUUCCAACAUAUAUAAUUAUAGAUGCAGAUGUUAAUGAUCGAAAUCGUGAAAAAAAUCCCAACAAUUAUAAAACUUCAACCCAAAAUUUUAAAUACUUACCUCCUAAAAUUCAUAACCUAUCACCCAAGGAACAAAACACGGCAUCUUUUAAUUUUCCUUCAACACCAUCAAAUUCAUUAAGAAACCCGAACAAUUUUUCAACGCCAUCACAAUAUUCCCCUACGAUUUCUAAUAAUUCACCACCACAGAGUACACUAGGACCUCAACCAAUUUACACUCGGCCUUCACCUUCAACACCACCCUUGCCUUCAAAAUCAAACAAUUUAUCUCCUCCAAUUAAGGAUACUACAAUCAGGCCACAUGUAUAUUCAACAAGACCCCAAGAAUUACCAUCCAGACCUCCAUCUUCUUAUGGUAACUAUCCUCAAACUCAAUUACAGCCAAAUUACUAUGUACCAAACGAUUACUCGACGCACAGAGUAUUUGGUUCUUCUCGAAAAUUUAACGACGGUUUUCACGUAAUUGAAAAUGAAGUUUGUUUCCAAAGAGCACAUCCAGGUUACAGAUUGGAUUCCACAUCAAUUAAAAAAAUGUUUGACGCACCCUCGGUUCUAGAAUGCGAAGCUAUGUGCACAAGUUCUUCAUUUAAAUGCACCGGAUAUAGCUUUAGAUAUUCCACAGGAAGUGGAGGUGCGCCUCCCAACUGUCUAUUAACGGAUUUUAGUUCUUUAACAUUAGAAUCAGAUCUUUUUCCCGAUAGAAGCUGCGACGUUUAUUUUAAAAUGAGUUCCUGCUUGAAUGUUGAAAGAAUCAGUAGCGCGGAAUGCUUUCUCAAAGUGGCCAGCAAUCGAAAAAUGGAUACUAAUAAAAUAGCAAAAAGUCUAUGGGUUCAAGGAAUAUCGGAGUGCGAAUUAGCUUGUUUAAACUCUGGAUAUUUCACCUGUAGGACUUUUAGUUUUAGACACGGAUCAAGAGUUAUUGGUGAAUCAAAUGAAAAUUGUUUCCUAUCCGAUUGGCCCGUAACUGCUUUCUCUCUCGAAGAUUUUUUAUUUUCUCCAAAUCAUGAAAUUUACGAAAGAGGAAGUUUCGGUCACGGUUGUGAAUUAGAUGUUGGUACUUCGUAUAUAGGACCCGGACCACCGUUAAAAGGUUAUCCUGAAUUCAACGAAUUAUGGAGCGUGGGUGACACCUGGAGACAUUUUACGGUAAGUGGUUGGCCGUGUAAAAUAGGUACUGAAUGUACGUUGAAUCCGUUGGGAGGUUUUUGGUCGUGUCCAGUUGAAGGAGGAACCGCCGACCAAUGGGAUUAUUGCUGCAGACCAAAACACGCUUGCGGUUAUUCAAGAGGUUAUAACUACCCUUGGUGUUACGUAGGGGAAGCCGGGCCACAGCAGUGGAGACCUUGCAGUGAGCAAUAUUACCCGGAGUUCGAUAACCGGUUUGAAAACAAACCGGCUCAGGGUUAUAUUCCACAUCCUGCUCAUUCCUUCGAACCUCAUUCAGACACGAGGCCUUGGAUUUCUGGAGAUGACGAAUACGAUUUUCCUAUAUACUGGCCGAUAUCUUAUCUGUAUUCCGAACCACCGCCUAACGAAACAAUUUAUUGGGAAGAUGACGAUGAACACGUCAUCGAUGACGAUGAAUAUUAUUUUCACCACGAUCACCAUCACUUUGCUGACGCACUAGAACACCACAUAUUAGAAGAAGAGCAAGAAGGAGAAAAAUAUUCCGAAGAGAGUCCCGUAAUUAGAUUUAAACCUCACGGUCAUAAAGUUCCUUAUCCGAAAGUUGUCGUACAAAAAUUAGAUCAUUCCAACAACAACAUCAUCAAACAUCAUCAAGAUGGCAAUGAUGAUGAUGAUGAUGAUGAUGACCGGGAUAAAAAAUUCAAAAAAACAGAUUCCUCACUUAAAGUUCCCAUAUCUGAUGUUAUCUUAGAAAAAUAUCCGAAAGACAAUAGUAAUAAUAAUAAUAAUAAUAAUUAUAAUAAUGAAACGGAAAAAUUUAACUCGAGAAAAAGGGGAAUUUCCAAUGUAACAGAUUAUAAAAAUAUAACAAAACAAAAACAUUCAGAAUAUAAACUACCUGGAUUAAUCAAAUUUGUUAAUGAUAAUGAAACACGCGAAAGAGAAUUGAAAGCUUUGAAAACAUCAUCGCGAUCACCGUUAGAAUUUUCGUCGAGAAUUAAAAAUUUUACGAGUGUCAAAUGA
Pediculus humanus corporis (human body louse) is the source of this 4404-nucleotide messenger RNA. RefSeq lists its product as uncharacterized. The record is from RefSeq and is a predicted model, not a curated record. The coding region runs from base 1 to 4404 and encodes 1467 amino acids. The transcript has 11 exons. NCBI's taxonomy places the organism in Eukaryota, Metazoa, Arthropoda, Insecta, Psocodea, Pediculidae.